UUGAGAUUUAUAUCAAAGACGAAAAAAUCUACUGAAGCAACAACAUUUCCGAGUUGGUUAACUUACAGAGAACUAUCAAGAGCAAUUCAAAUCAGCAUAAAGGCGUGUCAAGCUACGUACUUUGCACAGGAAAUCAAAGAUAUUAAGUUUAGAGGUGCAGUUAAUAAGAAAAGCAAACUUACCACUUUGACCCCUCUCCUGGACGGCGAAGGAAUUUUGAGAGUUGGUGGUCGUCUUGAGAGAGCUGAUGUAAGUGAUGAUAAAAAACACCCGAUUAUCCUGCCAUCGAAAUCGCAUUUCACAAAUCUUAUCAUUGCAGAUGCCCAUCAAAGAACCCUACACGGAGGUCCUCAAUUGAUGAUCAAUUACCUACGAUCCAAAUAUUGGAUCCUCGAUGUAAAAAAUCGUACCAAAUUAUUUGUACGCAAAUGUGUCACAUGUAUACGAUAUGCAGCACAAUGUAGACACCAACUCAUGGGACAACUACCUGUAGCUCGGGUCACUCCAAUCCGCCCAUUCUAUCAAAGCGGCGUGGAUUAUGCUGGACCCAUCCAGAUAAAGACUUCUAAAGGAAGAGGUCAUCGAGCGUACAAGGGAUAUAUAUGCCUAUUCGUAUGUAUGGCUACAAGAGCCGUACAUUUGGAAGCCGUAACCGAUCUUACGUCACAGGGAUUCCUUGCAGCCUUCAAAAGGUUUGUUUCUAGACGUGGCCAUUGCGCUGAUCUCUACAGCGAUAAUGGGACAAAUUUUGUGGGUGCUGCGCGCGAGCUAAGAACCCUAGUAGCUCAGGAAAAUUCAACCAUGACGAGAGAAAUCGCUGAGAGUUUAGCUACUGCUGGGACCAACUGGCAUUUUAUCCCACCGAGAGCUCCUCACUUCGGUGGACUUUGGGAGAGUGGGAUAAAGUCCACAAAACAUCACCUGAAGCGUGUGAUCGGCACAGAGACCCUAACUUACGAGGAGAUAUCUACUCUGCUGUAUCAAAUUGAGGCAUGUCUUAACUCUAGACCGUUGUCACAGGUUAGCACCAAUGCACAAGAUCCAACACCGCUCACACCGGGACAUUUUAUCAUCGGUGAACCCUUGGUGCUUGUCUCAGAUGCCAAUUAUGAAACUUCGUCAAUAUCUUCUCUGAAACGCUGGCAACUAACCCAGAAAAUGUUACAGAACUUCUGGCGAAGGUGGUCUAGCGAAUAUUUGACUCAGUUUCUGCAACGUCACCGGUGGGCAAACCAAACACCAGAGCCUAAAAUUGGGGACUUAGUUUUAGUUAAGGAGGAUGAUCUUCCUCCAGCGAAAUGGCUUAUGGGUAUUAUUAUAGAAAAACAUAAGGGUGUGGACAAUAUUACGCGGGUUGUGAGUCUCAAAUGCAAAGAUGCCAUAAUUAAAAGGCCUAUUGUAAAAUUGUGUGUCUUGCCAGUGGCAGAAUAA
Molecule: messenger RNA, 1431 nt
Organism: Parnassius mnemosyne (clouded apollo)
Lineage: Eukaryota; Metazoa; Arthropoda; Insecta; Lepidoptera; Papilionidae
Source: the annotation of a GenBank genome assembly